AUGUCGCAAAACUCGGAGGAAAACACGCGAAGAGGCGGCCUUUCCGUCGCGGUCCAGCAUUUGGCGCAGAACCGGACGGAAGCCGCGCUUCUGUUGACGCGGUUGACGACAAUAGCGUUGACUGCGCUCUAUUUGGUGCCCCUCUCGCCGCUCCCGCUCUCCUCCGUCUACCAGAAGGCGCUGUUGGCGUCGGCCGCCACUUCCGCGCUCCGCCUCCACCAGCGACUGCCGCCCUUCCGUCUGUCGCGCGAAUUCCUCGCGCUCCUCAUCGCCGAGGACUCCGCCCACUAUCUCCUCUUCGCCGUCAUCUUCGCCGCCAACAACGUGCUCUCUCUCGCGCUGCUUCCGGUCGCGCUCUUCGCGUUCCUCCACUUCUCCUCUCAAACGCUCGCUCUCAUCGACAGAAGCGGACCGAGAGGUGUCGUCGGGAACGCGCUGUCGACUGUCGUCGAGUCGUACCAGCGCUCCAUUCUGCAGACCGUGUCUUUGGCGGAGAUCGCGCUGAUGCCGACUCUGGUGUUCGCGCUGCUCUCUGGCAUGACGUCACUCAUCGCGCCCUUCAUUUACUACCGCUUUCUCGCGUUGAGGUAUUCCUCGCGCAGAAACCCGUAUUCGCGGCAAAUGUUCCGCGAGUUAAAAGUCUCGCUCCAAACAAUGGUUUUGCGCGCCUUCUGUCCGCAACUCGUGCGCAACGCUGUGAACGCCGCGAUUGGACUCGUCGAGCGUCUCGCGCCUCCAAUCCUCACCUGA
Molecule: messenger RNA, 750 nt
Organism: Medioppia subpectinata
Lineage: Eukaryota; Metazoa; Arthropoda; Arachnida; Sarcoptiformes; Oppiidae
Source: the annotation of a GenBank genome assembly